This is a messenger RNA of Ophidiomyces ophidiicola, 2499 nucleotides long. RefSeq names its product gamma tubulin complex Spc97/GCP2 subunit Alp4 (gene alp4). Gene Ontology annotation, biological process: microtubule nucleation; meiotic cell cycle; mitotic cell cycle. Bases 1 to 2499 code for a protein of 832 amino acids. The record is from RefSeq and is a predicted model, not a curated record. Gene Ontology annotation, cellular component: centrosome; mitotic spindle pole body; spindle pole. NCBI's taxonomy places the organism in Eukaryota, Fungi, Ascomycota, Eurotiomycetes, Onygenales, Onygenaceae. Gene Ontology annotation, molecular function: gamma-tubulin binding; microtubule minus-end binding. The transcript is spliced from 4 exons.
AUGACCGCGCCGGUUCCAGAGAAAAUGUGCCAAUGGGACCAGGAACGACUUCGGGAACAAAAUCAUCCACGCGGGAGAGAGAUUACAAUAUGUCAAGUGAGCUGCGCACUGAGAGAACGCAAACUACAACCCGAGAGAAGACGCAUGUCAGAACAAAGAGGCCGGUUAGAGAAACGCUCGCUGAUUUCACGGCUUACCACAGCUCCAUGGAUUCCUAAAGUAUCCCUUAUACCCCAUUCUGCAGCACCCCUCUCCUGCCGAGUGUCUGUCCCACCAAUAGCAUCCUCAGCUCCUCAGAGACUGCGACCAAGACCCCUGAAAGGAUUAAAUAUGGACGAUCAAGAGGCUGCUAUUCUACAAGACCUCCUUUUCGUUUUCAUGGGUUACGAAGGAGAAUACAUUCAGUUUGCAAACUCGUAUAAUCCGGAUUUAGAAUCAGAUCGACUAGUUGGUCCGUCAUACCAAGUAAUACCUGGACUAGACCCAAGUCUUAGGGAUCUAACGAAGGGAAUGCUGAAAAUGGCGACUCAUUACAGUGCGCUGGAGGCAUUCGUGGAAGUUCAGAGUAGAGCUGAAUUUGGUGCUGUGAAUCAUGCAUUAUGUGCGACGAUCCGCAAGUUAUUGAAAGACUAUCUUAUCCUUGUCUCCCAAUUGGAAAGUCAGCUCCUCAAUAAUGAUAAUUUUACUUUGCACGUUCUACACCUUCAUACUAUGCCCACAGCUCAAAGCCUAGCUCAGCUAUAUUCCUUUGGGCAAGAAUUGCUGAGGAAAAAUUCUCUUUUGGCACAGGAUCCGGAUGAGUCCAUUGACGAUUUUGACGACGUCGAGAACAUCUUGGAACAGUUGAGAGAAGGCGGCGAUUUAGUUCCCGGAGGGAUGUCUAAGAAGUACUGCAAAGGUGGCAAUGUCUUGGGACUUCUUACGCAGCGUCUAGCAACAUUUUCUGGAGAUCCAGCUACUAAGGUAUUGCUGCAAACUCUGUUACGAGAAUCUAGUAAGCCAUACAUGAAAAUGCUUAAUGAAUGGCUACAUCACGGGGAGAUUAAGGACCCCCACUCGGAAUUUCUCGUCAAGGAACAGAAAGGCAUAAAGCGAGACAAGCUGGAAGAAGACUACACGGAUGAGUAUUGGGAUAAGAGAUAUACCAUUCGUGAAACAGAAGUUCCUCCACAAUUAGAGACAGUCAAAGACAAGGUGCUGUUGGCAGGAAAAUACCUCAACGUUGUCAGAGAAUGCGGCGGCAUUGAUAUCAGCAAGGAAAUGGAAGAUGUGCCUCAGAGUUUUGAUGAUCCACGAUUUCUCGAUAAUGUAAACGAAGCAUAUACUCACGCGAAUGCAUCGUUGUUAAACCUCCUCCUUACCAAAAACUCGCUCACCACGCGAUUUCGAUCGCUUAAACAUUAUUUCUUUCUCGAUAGAUCCGAUUUCUUCUCCUAUUUUUUGGAACUGGGCGCUUCUGAACUGCGGAAACCAGCCAAGUCAGUCAACGAGGGAAAACUACAGUCUCUUCUUGAUAUUGUAUUACGACAACCCGGCAGUAUUGCAGCACAGGACCCAUUCAAAGAGGAUAUCAAGGUUCGUAUGAACCAAAUUGGCCUAACCAAGUGGCUCAUGCGUGUCGUGAGUGUAUCUGGUUUGGACCAAGACAAUCCCGAAGCAAAUCCUGAAAAGUACCAGUCAUCAACUAUGCAGGGAACUGAUGAUGAUAAAGAUAUCAUUGGAUUCGAUGCACUUGAGCUGGACUAUCUUGUUCCGUUUCCUCUCUCACUCGUUAUUAGUCGGAAGACUGUGCUUCGAUAUCAACUUGUUUUUCGACAUCUACUCUCUCUUCGCCAUCUUGAAGGCUUGCUUGUAAACUGCUGGCAAGAUCAUAUUAAAGCCACCAGCUGGAUGCAUAAAUCCAGCGAUAAAAAAGUAGAGCUCUGGAAGAGAAGGGCCUGGACAUUACGAGCAAGAAUGCUGGUUUUUGUGCAACAACUAUUAUAUUUUUGCACGAUUGAGGUCAUCGAACCUAACUGGCAAAUUCUCAUGGAUCGGGUUAAUGGGGAUGAUGCUGAGAGCACCGAAGUUAUGAUCAAUGGAACUAAGCAAGUCAACCGAACUGUGGAUGAACUGAUGCAAGACCAUGUCGAUUUCUUAGAUACUUGUUUGAAGGAGUGCAUGCUAACACAAGGAAAACUGCUAAAGGUCCAUUCAAAGUUGAUGACGUGCUGUACCAUGUUUGCAUCUUGGACUGCUUCUUCGCUUCAAAGAAGCCUUGCUGCCGCAGAUCCGGACCUUUCAGCUUCUAAUACAAAACAGCCUCCAGGGCUUGAUUCUUCAAGGUCGUAUGACCCUUCUCGUUUAGCAAAACUAGAAGAUACAUUGAAGCGCUAUGAAGAUCACUUUGGCAGGCACCUCAGAAUCUUAAUGGACAGCUUGAACUAUUUUGCCGCUACAGAGAGUGUUGUCCUGUUGAAGCUUGCGCAUUCAUUGGGAACUAUUAUGAUGGAAGAGUAA